This is a messenger RNA of Phytophthora nicotianae INRA-310, 840 nucleotides long. RefSeq lists its product as hypothetical. The transcript has a single exon. Lineage: Eukaryota; Oomycota; Peronosporomycetes; Peronosporales; Peronosporaceae. The record is from RefSeq and is a predicted model, not a curated record. The coding region runs from base 1 to 741 and encodes 246 amino acids.
AUGGUGAGCUACGGCCAAGAUACCUCGUACACAUUGUUUGUCAAUGUCCAGUCGGCGCAAGAGUUGUCGACAUCGGCGAACGCAGCUUUCUGCACGACGUUCUUGUGGAAUACCUCGUCCCCUGGUGGCCCCGCAAAAUCGACAUCCAAGCCUAAGUACACAAGCUUCAGCCGCCUUCGCGACGAUGAGAACUUCGACUGGAGUGAGGAACUGCAACUCGAUGGGACGAAUCCGCAGUCGGAAGUGUUCACUGUCCGCGUGAAAGACUCGAGUGACACACUGGUGGGGAGUUGCAACGUCUACCUGGCACACCUACAUCCAGAACAACCUCUGGACCAGUGGUUCCGGCUUCACCCUGCCGGGCAUAUUCACUUAAAGUUGGAACUGAGACCCAAGCAGCGGCCUAUUCCAAUCCCCGUGCCCAGUCCUCCGUAUUCCAUGAACGAGCCGUCUCUUCCGUCCGAUAUUGCCAUGAUGCUGGAGCUUCAGAAGCAGGCGCAGCUCAACACGAUGGCCAUGGUUAACGAGCAUCUCAGACAGCAGCAACAAGCGAUGAAAUACUUCAUGCCCUUCGGUGUCCCUGCGCCUCAGUCAAAUCUCAACAAAAUGAUUGGAACCGCCGCCACCAUUGCCGCCGGCAUGCAGGGCGAGGAAGUCGGCACUAGCGGGUUAGGCACGAUAGCCUCUAUCGGCCUUGGUGCUCUCGGCCUUGGACCCUUCGGAGCUUUCUUUGGGGCGUAAGUUGCGGGAAAUUCCCACCUUCAAGUUGUUCAAAUGCACAUGCACGCACCUAAUUACCCGAGAAUAACAAUACUAAUUCAAGCAUCACUUGAUGGAAAC